AUGGCCCUGCCUCGUUCGUCCGCCCUGGCGCCAGCAAAGGCCUUCUGCGAGGCGUUCGGCCUCCGGUGCCCAGUGAUCAUGGCCCCCAUGGCGGGCUCCUCCCCGGUUGCUCUGGCAGCCGCCGUUGCAAACGCAGGAGGAAUGGGGUCUUGCGGCGUCCUGGCGAUGGGUCCAGAGCAGAUCUUGCAAUGGACGUCUGAGUUCCGAGCCAAAUCACAAGGGCAGCUGCAGCUGAACACCUGGGUGCCGGACCCAUCACCCCACCGCGAUGCUGCGAAGGAGCAGCGCGUGCGAGAGUUCUUGGCUCGCUGGGGUCCCGAGGUCCCGGCAGACGCCGGAGAUGCGACGAUCGUCGACUUUGAUGCGCAAGUGGCUGCCAUGAUUGAGGCUCGGCCGGCCGUAAUCUCGUCAAUCAUGGGCCUUUACUCCGCCAAGCAUGUGGAGCAAAUGAAGGCCCACGGCAUCAAGUGGUUCGCGGUGGCGACCACAGUCCACGAGGCCCUGGCAGCGGAAGGUGCCGGAGCCGAUGCCAUCGUGGCGCAGGGAAUGGAAGCAGGAGGCCACCGAGGCGCUUUUAAGGCGGAGGAUGCCGCCCGGGACCUCGUGGGCCUGUUUUCCCUACUUCCGGCUAUCGUGGAUGCCGUGCGGGUGCCGGUGAUCGCCACGGGAGGGGUGGCGGACGCACGCGGCGCCGCCGCGGCCUUCGCCCUGGGCGCCUCUGCCGUGCAGAUGGGAACGGGUCUGCUGCGGAGCCCGGAGGCCGCCAUCCCACGCGUGUGGGCCGAUGCGCUUGGCACCUCCCGGCCAGAAGACACUGUGGCCUCGCGGGCCUUCUCCGGGCGUCUAGGCCGUAGCCUCAAGACGGCCUACACGGUUGCGUCUCUGGCACCCGAAGCGCCUGAGCCGGCGCCCUAUCCGGUGCAGCGCGGGCUCACCACGCCCAUGAGGGUGCAGGCGGCGAAAGACCAGCGCCUAGAGAGCAUGAUGGCAUGGGCCGGUCAGAGCGCCGGCCUCGCCUCGGCGAAACCGGCGGCGGAGAUCGUGGCCGAAGUCUGGGCUGGGUCCCAGGACAUCUUGGGCGCAGUUCCGGACAGCAAGUACUAG
Molecule: messenger RNA, 1104 nt
Organism: Symbiodinium natans
Lineage: Eukaryota; Dinophyceae; Suessiales; Symbiodiniaceae
Source: the annotation of a GenBank genome assembly